CGCUCAGUCAGGUAAAGUACAAUUAUUGUUACGAACAGCGAGGGAGAGCGAGAGAGUACCUACCUAAGGCACACCUGCGCUUGUUGUUGGUUGGUUGGUCGGUUUGUGCUGAUGGUUGGGCUUCAGGGAAAUCUAGUCUUGUUGUUUCGUCUUCGGCGGGUGGAUUUCAGUUCCAAACGCGUACUUCUGCCCAGCACAUCACAUCAUUGUUCGUUGUCGAGCCGCGCGCGCGGUCCACGUGCCAGAAGAAUACUUUCUCGGUGUCCGUCCAUUCCAAACGUGAUUCGGAUUGUUUAAUUCGCGGGUGGCCGUAACGUAGACCUUGAGGGUCUCGCUUUUUUUUUGCUGUGAAUGGUACAAUACUUUGAAUUUGAAUAAUCAAGUGUUACAGCUGUUGGUCAGAGAAUUUUUUGUGCAAUGAACAAAUUACGUGAACAAGUUUAGUGGAAGUUGGUAUUAGACAUGUGCUUCUAAGUACUGCAACGUGAUUGCUUCUGAGAAAAAUGGAUAUUCUUCGUUGAAGAAUCGAUAUAGGCAUAGCUAGCAUUACAGGUGGAGCAGUGAAUAUAGUAAAAAAGGUCAAGGUUGUUCCGAUGCAUGGUGAUUGAAAAUUGGCCAAGUGUGUGAAAUUGCUGGCGACUGAAACUGAUGAUGAUGUGUGAGACCGAGGCGAGGAGAGCAAAACUAAUGCGCGCAAUGGAAGAUGAGAAGUGAAAUAUGUGAUUACACUAUGCAGGCAUUUGAAAGUGAGCAAUGAAGAAGCGCAAUAGUUUAAAUUCAUCGGUUGCGGUUGCAGACGAAUACCACACGGGGCGCGGACGUGCAGUGAUUAAUGCGUGUGGAGCAUAAGUAUCUAAAGCCUUCGUUUUAGCGUAGAGAAGGAAUUAUCAAAUGUGAGUAAACGAAAAAAUGUUAAUAGACACCAUCGAACUCGACAAACAUCGUGAAACUUAGAGGGUGUUAUUGUAACAGUGUGACUUGUUCAACCAAUCCAUAUGGAAAGCGUCGAAUGCAGAUGAACAGCUGAUUGCUUGCGUAGCAUAUAGCAUAACGUUGCAUUAUUGGUGCUGCAAUAAAGUGUGGAUCGAAGACGGUACAGAGCGCACCGCGUAUCUUGAUAUAUCGUAAAGUGCAACGAAGGGCUCCCACUACUCGGUGCAAAACGGAAGGGAAAGUUUGGAUGCGGCGUCGUCGGCGGCAAAUACUUCGGUGAUCAUGAGGCGUGAGAACGGAUGGCGCAAGCGGUUUCAUAUUUGCGGGAUAAUUCUUCUUUGGUUGGCAGCCUGCGUACGAUCGAACGAUGUCACCGAAACGCCGGAUUUACGACCGGCGCUCGAAACCGCUACCACAGACGAAAUCACCACCGUAGAAAGCAUUCAUACGACCAAGACGAUCGAGGAAAUUACCGACAAUAGCAUUUUGAUUAGUCCUACUUCAAGUCAAUCUCUUCCGGAAUUUGAUUCGCAUGAUGCAAACAUCUCUACGGCGUCUGUAGAAGAUGUAGAUAGUUCCACUAAUGAAACAUUGGAACUGAACUCUGCAUCAAAUGAGAUAGAUGCAGGAAUCACCGACCAGCCGGACCAGCCCGAACCGGCUCUGCCAGAUGUGACAACAACUACGGGGACAUCACUGUCGAAUUGUUCCAAUUACACCAUCCACAAAAAUGUCGUUGAUUUGUCUAUCGGCGGUGGCUACCGCCACGUGAUACAUCGAGACCACAACCAUCGGCGCCACGACAAUGAACGGCUGGACCUAAGCGACGAUCAUGACGGUGCAGAACUUGAAAGUCGCAAUCGUACCUUAAUGGACAACGACGCCGCUGCCGCCGCCGUUUCCCAAGUCGUUUACUCGCUCGAUGGGGACUUCUCGGUUUCGUUGAUUACCGGGCGCGACGAUUUCGGUGCAAGCCUGUUCACAGUGGAUCGCAUCAACAAGCUUCAAUUGAUUAAUGAUAAUGGCACUUUAGGACUGAGAAUCGUGGUGGUGCGAAAUGUGACCCAUGCGCCGCAGAUACUGCGGGACGAAGUAGAUUACUUGAAGGAAUGUCUGAGGCAUUCUGUAGGAAUUUUCAUCGAUCCAUCCAUAUGGCCGGUGGUGCAGUCGAUUGUCGAUUCGCUGGACUACAACAUCUACCCAUAUCCAUCGUCGAGCGAUCUGCUCUACACAAAGGCGGCUCAUCUUCUCUACGAGCUACCGUGGUCGAACCCCAACUCAUCGAUAGCGGUCCGAUCGGAAUCGGUGGAAACGUCCAACAAGUUUACCGCCAUCUGCCGGCACGAGCAUCUGUGUUUGGAAAACUUUCCCAGCGAUCAUACAAUUUUCAUCAUUCUGGGGCUUACGCGAUCCGUCAGUUUCGCAACGAAUGGAACGUUGAUUGUGGUGUUGUCCGGGGAAGAUAUGCUCUUCGUUUCAGAUCUACCCAACGAAUCAUACGUUAUUGCUGAGAAUGAAAUCAACUUGGCAUGGAUGGAGGAUAAAUUACUUAUAGAUAGUGAUCGUUACGGAACGAAGAUUUUGGCCAGUGAUGUGCUUUCCGCGGGCUCGGUAUUUCUGGAAGUCGUUGAGCUAUUAAACUUGCGAACGGGAAAUAAUUGCUCAGAUACCGAUGAAGGUCUUUGCUCAAAUAUAAAUGGAACAUUGGAUAACUGGAAGUACUACGCGAAGCUUCCAACUCAGAAAAUUAUUUCAAUGCUCAAUUUGGACAACUUUACACAAUCAAUGACGUUUGAAAUGCGCCAAAAAUUUGGCUUCAAGGCGAACAAUAGUGAAGAGGUAUUGGAUUUGAAGCCGAUAGCCAGCUCAAAUAUGGUGACAAACGUUACGACACUGUUUCACCUGAAUGAAUUCAAAGAGCAAUCCCAUGAACCUUUGAAACUAGGAAACAUCUUCUUCUGUAGCAAAGAGUUCGAAAUUCGCCAUCCCGACUACAUUGAACAUCGUCGCCCAAUCUAUCACGGGAAUGAUUACUACGAAAUGUACUGGCAAGUCAAACAAGAAGCUUGGGUAGCAGCAGGACUAACCAUUGCCUCCCUCGGAAUCCUGUUCUGCCUAGCUAUACUGAUUUUCUUGAUUGUUCGUGUCUGCAUGGAUGACGUACUGGAAGGAAACCCCCUGAGCAGCAUACUGCUGUUGAUUAGCUUGAUAUUCCAGUUUGCAUCGUUUCUUCCUUUUAGUCUCGAAUACACGGGCUACAUGCCAGAUCUUCUACACAAAGCUGAUACCAUCUACACGUGGAAUACGCUAUGCACGGUCAAGAUCUUCCUCUUAUCAGUAUGCUAUUGCACAACGUUUUCCUUGCUGCUCUGUCGUGCUAUUAUGCUAGCGUCAAUUGGUAGCGAAGGAGGAUUCCUUUCGCACGUCAACGGCUAUCUUCAGAGUGUAAUUUGCAUGUUCAGUACCUUAGUUCAGCUGGGACUCUCUACGCAACUGGUCGUCGUUUUGCAUGCAAAUUCACACAACAUUUCUUGUAAUGAAAUCUACUAUGGAAACUGGUUCUGGGCGACCAUUGCCUACGAUGGGCUACUUCUGGCAGCGUUGAUCGUCCUGUCGCCAUACAUUUUUAGAUCUCAAAGAAACUAUCGGGAAGGAAUGCUCCUAGUAACAGGAUCGAUACUUUGCCUGGUGAUAUGGACAACGUGGAUACCGCUCUGUGUAUUUGGCUACGAGUGGCGGGAAGCAGCCGUGUCCUUGGGUUUGGUAGCAACUGCCCUUGCCGUCUUGGUGGGAAUCAUGAUUCCAAGAUGUUUCCUGAUGGUUCGCAGCAUCGCACGUUCCGAUCUCGUUCAAGCGCUUCCAUCGCUCACAUCACUUGCCUUUGCUCAAGCCAACCAGUACAUCUCGGAACAGAGUGUAUACGAAUGCGUCAACCCAGCAAUGCGACAGCAGAGGUCCAACACGACCGAAACUUUCAUGGAGCACGAUAUCGACGAUCCGUACAUGGCGACGAGCGAGAUUCCGACGCUGCCACUGAGGGGCAACCGAAGGAACCACCUUCAACCGGAACUGAACGGACUCAACGGAACGGCAACGGAUUUCUACGGAAUCACCAAUCCAUAUAGCUGUUCGGACUCGAUCGCAUCCGAACACUCGCCGAACAAAAUCACUCGAUUCUAGCACGGAUAGAUGCGGAUUUCGUUUAGUACUUUUUUAUUCGUUUCUGUGAGAAUGUCAUUCCAAAGAUAUUAGGAUUGUUAAGAAUUUGUGCUACUCGAACAACCACUUUAAGACCUUUUGAUCUAGUCAACGUAACUGUAUGCCUUAUUUAAGUGUAAAAUGAUUUCUCAAUUAUUUAUGUAUGUACAGGUAAGAAUAAACAAAUAAUGAAGUAUUGAUGAUGUACA
Aedes albopictus (Asian tiger mosquito) is the source of this 4340-nucleotide messenger RNA. RefSeq names its product protein bride of sevenless (gene boss). Gene Ontology annotation, molecular function: sevenless binding; adenylate cyclase inhibiting G protein-coupled glutamate receptor activity. The coding region runs from base 1216 to 4113 and encodes 965 amino acids. The transcript is spliced from 9 exons. The record is from RefSeq and is a predicted model, not a curated record. NCBI's taxonomy places the organism in Eukaryota, Metazoa, Arthropoda, Insecta, Diptera, Culicidae. Gene Ontology annotation, biological process: G protein-coupled receptor signaling pathway; visual perception. Gene Ontology annotation, cellular component: plasma membrane.